This is a messenger RNA of Vanrija pseudolonga, 1878 nucleotides long. RefSeq names its product Chaperone protein DnaJ. The record is from RefSeq and is a predicted model, not a curated record. The transcript is spliced from 4 exons. Lineage: Eukaryota; Fungi; Basidiomycota; Tremellomycetes; Trichosporonales; Trichosporonaceae. The coding region runs from base 1 to 1878 and encodes 625 amino acids.
AUGGCAGAACUAACGCACUACGACAUCCUAGACAUCGAGCGCGACGCGACACCGGCGGAGGUGCGCAAGGCGUACGUGCGCCUCGCGCGCAUGAAGCACCCGGACAAGAACAACAGCGCGGAAGCGACGGAGCUGUUCCAGCGGGCCUUGGACGCGUACGAGGUGCUCGGGAACGAGGACAGUCGGGCGGCGUACGACGCGGGGCUGGGGCCUGAUGCGCCGGCGCCCCCGGCGCCAGCCGAGCCCAAGAGCAAGGGCAAGGGCAAGGGCAAGGCGAAGGCCGCCCCAGAGGCGGACGCUGCGGCCACAGAGGCGAAGAAGCCCUCGGCGCAGGCAGCCAAGGUCGACCCCGCGCCCGCGCCCGCGCCCGCGCCCGCGCCCGCGCCCGACGGAGAUGCGCCACACGCCACCGUGCCCCUCGCCCCAGCGACCGAGGAGCCGCAGACCCGCGACGGUGCAGCGAAGAAGGCCACGCUGCAGCACGCGCCGACGAUCAAGAGCAUGACGGGGAGUAUUGGUGGUGGCGGGGCAGACGCCGACUCGAAGCCGCUCCCGCCGGCGCCGGUGCCCGUGUCGCCACAGCACGCAGGCUUCACGGCCGCACAGGUAUCCUACGCGCCGGACUGGGGCCGGCGGCCGGGCCAAUGGGGCGAGUGGCCGCCUACGCCGUGGGACCCGCGCAGUGCAGGCGCCGCUUACGCGCCGCCAGGCUCGCACGGCGCGUAUGGGCCCCCGCCGCAGCCCUUUCGGUCCCGCGCCUGCCCGAACCCCGACUUCCCGCACGAGUGCCACUGCUUCAUGCUGCACAGCUACCCGGCCUACGGCGUGCCCGGGGACUAUACUGGCGGCUGGAACCACCGCAGGGGGUACAGCGAGCCGGCGUACGCCUUCGCCCAGCAGCGUUGCCAGCAGCAGCAGCAGCAGCACGGUGGGGUGCUGCCACGCUCUGAGGUGGCCGUGGACACGCCGCAGACGGUACCUCUGGGACAGCCCGCCGCCGUCGAGGUGGCGCCGGGUGCGGUUCCGGUGGUGGAGGAGAAGCAGCAGGGAAAGCAGGGAGAGCCUGCCGCCGCCGCUGCGCCCGACGUCAAACUCGCUGGAGGGGCCGAGCCUGACCCAAAGGCAAAGCCUGGAGCUAAGCCUGUUGACCCCAAGCCCGCUGAUAAGCCCGCCGAGCCCAAGGCCGCAGACAAGCCCGCCGACAAGUCCGCCGAGCCCAAGCCAACACCAGCCACCUCGAAGCCUGACGCCAAACCCGCCGAACCCAAGCCAGCAACUAAACCCGCCGCCGAGUCCAAGCCAGCAGCCGAGCCCAAGCCCGCCGUCGCCGCCGCCGCCGCCACACCGGCCACCGACGCCAAGCCUGAUGCUAACACCACCAACCCCCCUGGAGGAGACCCCCGCUCCGUCACUGAGUGGGUCAAGCCGACCUCUACGCGAUCCGGAGGAUCCGACCGCGGCGACGCAGGCGCAACAGGCAAGUCCAAGCCCCCGCCCAACAUUGGGGGCGGAGGCAAGCCAUCCUCCAAGCCCCGCGUCCCCUCCUCCUCCUCCAGCUCAUCUAGCACCACCUCCACCCCACCAGCGUACACGACGAAGCCACGCCGGGACCAGGACCUCCGCGACUGGGACGACCGCGUGAGGGGCAGGCCUACGGCUGCGUCUGGUGCCCACGCGGGCGUGUACCACUUUGACUAUGCCGACCCGCCUGCGCAGCGCGUCAACGCGACGCAUACUUACGAGCGCAGCCGCACGACGUUUUCGUUCCCUGCUGCCGACGACACCGACGACGACGAUAUCGGCGCUGGGCGGCGCGGAGCGAUCGCCGACGAUUACCGAAUGGCUCCAUCGGACGUCUCCGACGAUGUCACGGCUUAA